CUUGACAGUCACUGUCGUGUGUGCUGCUUUGGACAGGUCAGGUUCGGAAGGGCAACAAAACAAAAUAUUCGGAAAAUUGUGAAAACAAGCUGCCUAAAUUUUAGUUACUAAAAUUCCAGCGACAUUUAUCGGCAUAAAAUAAUCGUUUAGUCCCAGAUAAACAACACUCGAGCCAUGGAAAUGAAACAAAUCAUUCAAACAGAGGAAACCGACAGUGGCCCUGUAAGGUUACCGGUGGAUAGCGAAAGCCACACCUUCGACGACUGGACCAUUUCGUACACCAAAUCCCACAUCCUGAAGAGCGUCUGCAUCAACGACAAUAAAUGUGUUCCCGGAGAGGCCGGAUGCUGCGAGCUGUGCGUGUACAACUUUGCCCUGGAAUUGCCUCAUCUACCAGAUAUGGUGUUCCACAAAAAUAUCCUAACGAUAAGUCACAAAAGCGGUGCACGGCUGGAGUUCAACCCGAUGGACGCGCUCAAGCUGGUUCGGAACGAGAAGCUAGACCUAAAGGUGGCCUGUUCCGAGGAGUGGAAGGAGAGCCGAUCGGCGGCUGAUACUCAGGAAAAGGUGAAACCAUUCGAUUGGUCAUUUACGACGGAGUAUAAAGGCACCGUCAACGAAGGCAUGGUGGUGGAGACAACCGACCAAAAAAUCGACAUGUUCAAACUAAUGAAACGGGAACCGAUUCUGUUCUACCAUGAUCUCACUCUGUUCGAAGAUGAGCUGCACGAUCACGGUAUAUCGGUGCUCUCGGUGAAAGUGCGAGUCAUGCCAUCCGGCUUCUACAUCCUUCUGCGCUUCUUCUUGCGUGUAGAUCACGUUCUGAUACGCAUCAACGACACUCGAUUCCACUACGAGAAAGGCAACGACUACAUGCUGAGGGAGUACACGCACCGAGAGGCGAAGAUAGAGCAACUGAAACGUGUUCCACCGGCGCUGUUCACAAGUCCAAACGAAAUUGCCGAACAUUUGCCGGUGGUUUCGAAAGUUACGGAAAAGUUGUCCCUGUCGGCAAAAGCAACCGAUUCUGCUGAAACAACGGAGGACAUGUCAUCGUAAAAAAAAAAAAAAACAGAAAAAAGACACAUCCGUUUACAUCGUUAGAACGACUUAAUCUUAAGUUUAUUGAAGCAGUUGGUAUCCCUUCGACGAAAACCUCGCCCGGGCUGCAAAUCAUCAUGUGUGUUGUGUAGAAUAGGAUCGUAAAAAAAAUCCGAAUAAUACGAUUGCGAUUAAAAUAGUGAAACAUGA
This is a messenger RNA of Aedes aegypti (yellow fever mosquito), 1251 nucleotides long. Its product is annotated as TIP41-like protein. The coding region runs from base 175 to 1059 and encodes 294 amino acids. The record is from RefSeq and is a predicted model, not a curated record. The transcript has 4 exons. Gene Ontology annotation, cellular component: cytosol. Gene Ontology annotation, biological process: TOR signaling. NCBI's taxonomy places the organism in Eukaryota, Metazoa, Arthropoda, Insecta, Diptera, Culicidae.